This is a messenger RNA of Thlaspi arvense, 861 nucleotides long. The record is from the annotation of a GenBank genome assembly. NCBI's taxonomy places the organism in Eukaryota, Viridiplantae, Streptophyta, Magnoliopsida, Brassicales, Brassicaceae.
AUGAGAAUCGGCGGCGUCGAGAUUAUGCAAUAUGCGUCGGAGAUGAUGAUGUCUUCAUCGUCAUCUUCGGCGGUGGAAGCGUUGAAUCUCAAGGAUGCUUCGAAUUGGUGGUCGGACGUAAAUGAGUCGCCGAUUUGGCAGGAUCGUAUCUUCCAUUUCCUCGCUAUUCUCUACGGAAUCGUUUCCAUCGUUGCUGUGAUUCAACUUGUGAGGAUCCAAUUGAGAGUUCCGGAAUAUGGCUGGACGACGCAAAAGGUCUUUCACUUUCUCAAUUUCGUUGUGAAUGGAGUCAGGGCUGUGGUUUUUGUCUUCAGGCGAAAUGUGCAGUUCAUGCAUCCAGAGAUUCUGCAACAUAUCUUGCUUGAUAUUCCAAGUCUUGCUUUCUUCACCACCUAUGCUCUUCUAGUCCUCUUCUGGGCAGAAAUUUACUAUCAGGCGCGUGCGGUAUCUACUGAUGGACUGAGGCCAGGCUUCUUCACAAUAAAUGCAGUUGUGUAUGUUGUUCAGAUUGCUCUUUGGUUGGUUUUGUGGUGGAAGCCUGUUCGAAUUAUGGUGGUCCUAUCAAAGAUGUUCUUUGCAGGUGCUUCAUUGUUCGCUGCCCUUGGAUUCUUACUCUACGGUGGAAGGCUUUUCCUAAUGUUGCAACGGUUUCCAGUAGAAUCUAAAGGGCGUCGCAAAAAGCUCCAAGAGAUGUGCUUUGCUGCUUUCGACGAGGGAGCAAACCUUGAUGUGUUAGAUCAUCCUAUCCUUAACUUCAUAUAUUACCUGUUGGUAGAGAUAUUACCUUCCUCUCUGGUCCUCUUCAUCCUGAGAAAGCUACCUCCAAAACGAGGCAUCACACAAUACCAUCAGAUUCGCUGA